GCAAGUUUGCAGAGUUCUGUCGCAGAGCCGUAGCGAGCAGAACUAUCAAACCUCCAGAGUCUGACUGUCAAAUCGCAUUUCAGAAGAGAUCCAAACAGAAUUUCCUCGAUUGGGUUUGGCAACAAACUGAAGGCUACCUCUUGGUGAGAACAGUUUUGGCUCCACUUGCCAAACUUUUUUUCUUCGUCUGUGAGAGAACUCUUGAACCGGUUGAAUGUAUAGCAUGAUGGAAACCGAGAUCAAGAGCCCGCUCCCGCAGUCUAACUCGGGUUCGGCGGCUGGCGGAAAGAACAACAGCUCCAACGAAGAGCGGGUGAAGAGGCCCAUGAACGCGUUCAUGGUGUGGUCCCGUGGCCAGCGAAGGAAGAUGGCUCAGGAGAAUCCCAAAAUGCACAACUCCGAGAUCAGCAAGCGGCUUGGAGCUGACUGGAAACUUCUGACUGACGCCGAGAAAAGACCUUUCAUCGACGAGGCCAAGCGGCUGCGAGCGAUGCACAUGAAGGAGCAUCCGGAUUAUAAAUACCGUCCCCGCAGAAAGACCAAGACCCUGCUCAAGAAAGACAAGUAUUCCUUGCCUGGAGGACUUUUGGCGCCAGGUGCCAACGCUGUCAAUAGUGUCUCUGUAGGACAACGAAUGGACAGCUACGCGCACAUGAACGGUUGGACAAACAGUGCGUAUUCUCUUAUGCAGGACCAGUUGAGCUACCCGCAGCACCACAGCAUGAACAGUCCGCAGAUCCAGCAGAUGCACAGGUACGAGAUGACCGGCCUCCAGUACCCCAUGAUGUCCACAGCCCAGACGUACAUGAACGCGGCAUCCACAUAUAGCAUGUCCCCGGCGUACACACAGCAGACCAACAGUGCUAUGGGCUUGGGAUCCAUGGCAUCAGUGUGCAAGACAGAGCCCAGUUCGCCUCCACCGGCCAUCACCUCCCACUCUCAGAGGGCAUGUUUAGGUGACCUGCGGGACAUGAUCAGUAUGUACCUUCCUCCCGGGGGAGACAGCGCAGAUCAUGCCGGCCUGCAAACCAGUCGUUUACACAGCGUGCAUCCGCACUAUCAGAGUGCUGGGACUGGAGUGAAUGGAACGCUACCCCUCACACAUAUCUGAAAAGACUUCUAAAAAUGUGGGGAAAAAACUGAGUACUUCGGAUACUUGAACACUUUGGUUUUGCAAAAGAGUCGAGGUUCAAUAGUUUUGUUUUAAAAGAAUGAAAUUAUUUUUAAUCUAAACGAGUUGUCAAUUUUAAAGCAUUUUAAGACGACAUAUCGUGGAAUUUGAGUGUUGAACCCAACAAAAUAUUGUAUUGCAAAUGAGCUUCUAUCAUAAGCUAUAAGCAAUCAACUUUUGUAGAAGAAUUGGACUUCCAUUCUUUAUUGCCAUCUUGUUUUCUCUCUAUGAAAAAAGGCACGUGGCUUCGUGACGAGGCUGUUGUAUUUCACAAAAAAAGACACUGGAGGGAGAGUCCACUCAUUAAUGUUUACACUUCAUUUGUAGAAUGUCAGUUUGUCUGCUGUGUCCAAAUCUGUGUAGUCUAUUUUCUCGAGCUAGUUUUUUUCUUUAAUGAAAGACUGUGCGGGUCGCAAGCGCAAGUUUAUUUAUAGAAAGUUGUUCUGUUUUUCCUCCCAAGAAACGCUUGUGGGCCUCUGUGCGUCUCGUUGGAGAUGUUGCAUUUUUUGUUUUGUGAAAAUUUUCUUUUCUGUGAUAUGUUUUGCAGUAUCAGGUGACCCAUUUUGUGGGCGGAGAAGUUUAUUUAAACUGAUGUUUUUACUUAUUUUAAGACCAUCCUCUAUUCUUAAAUGAAUAAAUUUUUACAAAACAAGA
Molecule: messenger RNA, 1825 nt
Organism: Sardina pilchardus (European sardine)
Lineage: Eukaryota; Metazoa; Chordata; Actinopteri; Clupeiformes; Clupeidae
Gene: sox3
Product: SRY-box transcription factor 3
Exons: 1
Coding region: 215-1111 (298 amino acids)
Biological process (GO): anatomical structure morphogenesis; cell differentiation; regulation of DNA-templated transcription
Molecular function (GO): RNA polymerase II cis-regulatory region sequence-specific DNA binding; DNA-binding transcription factor activity, RNA polymerase II-specific
Source: RefSeq, a predicted model, not a curated record